This is a messenger RNA of Pogona vitticeps (central bearded dragon), 1000 nucleotides long. It is a transcript of the gene UPRT, whose product is annotated as uracil phosphoribosyltransferase homolog. NCBI's taxonomy places the organism in Eukaryota, Metazoa, Chordata, Lepidosauria, Squamata, Agamidae. The record is from RefSeq and is a predicted model, not a curated record.
CCCGGCGGCUCCCUCGAAGCGCCGACGCCGCAGCUCAAGCUCCUGCCCAUGAACGACCAGAUCCGGGAGCUGCAGACCAUCAUCCGGGACAAGACAGCCAGUAGAGGUGACUUUGUAUUUUCUGCUGAUCGCUUGAUCAGGCUUGUGGUUGAAGAGGGAUUGAACCAGCUGCCAUACACAGAAUGCACAGUAACCACUCCAACAGGGUACAAGUAUGAAGGGGUGAAGUUUGAAAAAGGAAACUGUGGAGUCAGCAUCAUGAGGAGCGGAGAGGCAAUGGAACAGGGCUUGCGUGACUGCUGCAGGUCCAUCCGAAUAGGGAAGAUCCUGAUACAGAGCGAUGAAGAGACGCAGAGAGCCAAAGUGUACUAUGCAAAGUUUCCACCGGAUAUCUACAGGAGGAAAGUGCUUCUCAUGUACCCAAUACUGAGUACUGGCAACACUGUGAUUGAGGCUGUAAAGGUUCUUAUAGAACACGGAGUUCAACCAAACGUCAUCAUCCUGCUGAGUCUAUUCUCUACACCCCACGGUGCCAAAUCAAUAAUUCAGGAAUUUCCAGACAUCACAAUUUUAACAACAGAAGUUCAUCCUGUUGCACCCACACACUUCGGACAGAAGUAUUUUGGAACGGACUGAAUUACAUAUCCAGUGUGUUUUGUUACUGUACAUUACUUUACCGUUUUCUAUGUUUUAUAAAUUGAAGUGGAGGAAUUAAAGGGUGUAUUUAACAUCUUUUUUUUUCUCCUUUUUUUUUCUUUUGCCAAAGGUGAACAUAGUUGACUUAGGCUAAUUUUUUUUUUAAUUUAAAAGAUGAAAUCUUGGAUCUUAUGUCGGUGUUUUUAUUUUGGCAAUGAGUUGAGAGCAAUGAAGCGCAUUGGGCGAUGACAUACUUGUAAUGAUGUAUCUGAAAAUUACUGCACUCAUCGUUCUUUUUAUUUAUUCUCUUGUAGCCAGUUUAAGUGGCUCUUUGCAACUGUAAAAUAAAAUAACUGUGACGGCA